This is a messenger RNA of Engraulis encrasicolus (European anchovy), 5706 nucleotides long. RefSeq names its product IgGFc-binding protein. Bases 1 to 5298 code for a protein of 1765 amino acids. The record is from RefSeq and is a predicted model, not a curated record. Lineage: Eukaryota; Metazoa; Chordata; Actinopteri; Clupeiformes; Engraulidae. Gene Ontology annotation, cellular component: membrane; extracellular matrix. The transcript has 21 exons. Gene Ontology annotation, molecular function: protein binding.
AUGUCACAAUGUCCGUAUUUGUACGACUGCUUUACAGGCCAGCAAUGUCAGGAAGGCAGCGAGUUCUGGACAGACGAGUUCACCCGUUGCUCGUGCGCUGGCGGUCAGCUCUCCUGCGCGUCCGCCACCUGCCCCGAGGGAAGCACCUGUGCGACGGCGACCUCCUCCAGGAGCCGCGACCACUUCGGCACCUGCGUCGCCCACAAAGAGCCCCGCUACACGACCUUCGACGGGGUCAACAUUCGUUUCAUGGCACCCUGCACCUACGUUCUGGCCAAGACGUGCGUGGAGGGAGGGCCGGUGGCGGACUUCAGGGUGGAAGUGAAGAACGAAGGCCUGGGGAGCGCGUCUGUCUCGUCCGUCCAGCAGGUGAACGUGGAACUAGGAGGCAACCAGGUGUCCAUGCUGCGGAGACAGUUCAACAAAGUCAUGGUGAACGGCAUGUGGAAGACCCUCCCCUUGAGCAUGAGUGGCGGCGCCAUCACCGUGGAGCGAAGAGGGUCCUCCGUCGUCCUGGAGACCGACUUUGCGCUGACCGUGACGUACCGCGCCAGCGGGAAGGUUCUGGUGAGGGUGCCAGACGAGUACUCCGACAAGCUCUGUGGCAUGUGCGGCAACUUCAACCACGUUCAAGAGGACGACUUCCAGCAGCCCGACGGCUCGGCCGCACCUGACGCCCUGUCGCUGGGCCAGAGCUGGCAGAGCGGCGGCGCGCACUGCGAGUCCCCCGUGCUGCCCAGCGCGUGCCAGAAGAGCGAGACGCUGCUUGAGUUUGCCGGGGAGGCGUACUGCGGUGCCAUGUUGGUGGCUGACGGGCCGUUCGCCGCCUGCUCCUCGCUGCUCAGCAAAGAGAGCUACUUCAGCAGCUGCGUCCUGGACAUGUGUGCCACUCUCGGGGACCCGGAGACGCUCUGCGACCUGCUGGACACCUACGCCACCAAAUGCCAGGAGGCCGGCGUCGACAUGCCCGCGUGGAGGAAUGACACUUUCUGCCCAAUGGUGUGCGGUCCACACAGCCAUUAUAACGCCUGUGCCAGCGACUGCCCUGAGGUGUGCUCUGCCAUGGACGCCACGGCGCCCUGCGGAGGAGAUGUGUGCCGGGAGACGUGCGAGUGUGACGAUGGCUACAUGCUGAGCGCGGGCACCUGUGUGCCGGCCCAGGACUGCGGAUGCUGGGUGGAUGGGGAGCACUACGAGAAAGGCGCAGUCUUCAUGACCGGCCAGUGCGACAGGCAGUGCCAGUGCAUGGGCCGGGGCAACGUGCAGUGCUCGGCCGCCUCCUGCUCCGACAGCGAGGUGUGCAAGGUCAGGGAUGGGGUCAUGGGCUGCGAGCGUGCCGGCCAGGCCACCUGCUACGUCUACGGGGACCCGCACUACAUCACCUUCGACGGCAAGGCCUACAACUACCAGGGCAACUGCAACUACACGCUGGCCAAGACCUGUGGCCCCUCGGCCGUCCAGUUCACCAUCACCACGCGCAACGACCUGCUCGGCCACGCCUGGUCGGCGCUGGACUCUGUGGCGCUGGAGGUGGAAGGCCUGCACGUGGCCGUCAGAAGCGACAAGAAAGUCUAUGUCAACGGAGCAGAGGUUUCUCUACCCGCCAUGCCUAUCAAGAGCAUCUUCAUACAAGCCAACGACAAGCACGUCCACGUGAACACCUCAUUCGGACUGUCCCUGCUCUUCGAUGUGGACCGCCGCCUCUUUGUCCAGGUGGACGAGCGCUACAAGGGCCAGAUGUGCGGCCUGUGCGGGACUUACUCGGGCAGCCAGUUCGACGACUUUGUGACGCCCGAUGGAGAGCUCAUGGGCAGGCCUGACCCGUUUGUCAACAGCUGGAUGGUGGAGGACAGCAACUGGAACUGUUCUGUCUCAGAGUCGGCGCAGCCCGCCUGCAUCCCAGAGCUGCACGAGCAGGGCUUCCAGGAGUGCCGCAAGCUCUUCGGGGACGCCUUCCAGGACUGCCACAUGUCCGUGCCCCCCCAGAUCUUCGUGGACAGCUGCAUGUACGACCACUGCGCCUCGGGAGGGGGCCUCCUCUGCCCGUCGCUGGAGUCCUACGUGGCAGCCUGCCAGUUUAACGGGGUGGACCUGGGCGACUGGAGGAAAGACACGGCCUGUGCCUUAAGCACUACCACUACCAAACCACCAGCCACCCCAUCUCCAGAUGGUAAGUAUUGUCCAAUGAGCUGUAAUUUUGACACCGAUGAGUGUGGAUGGGAGCAGCUUGUGCAGGACAGUUUUGAUUGGUGGAGAAGGACUGGCGCCACUCCAACAGACCACAGCGGACCCUCUAGUGACCACACAACAGGAAGUGGGUCCUACAUGUACAUCGAGGGCGACGCGGCGGUGCACGGCGACUCUGCGCGCAUGAUGAGCCCGGCGUGCCCCGUGCCAGGCACCCACUGCCUGCGCUUCUGGUACCACAUGUACGGCAUGUCCCACUCCAUGUCCCUCAACGUCUACCAGCUGGUCGGCAACCAGGCCAGGAAGAUCUGGUCCAAGUCCAACAACCAGGGAGACUCCUGGCAAGAGGCGACUGUGGAGAUUAAGGUGUCGCAGCCGUUUAAGAUCAUUCUGGAAGGGAUCAGAGGGUCCAAUGCGAUGUCUGAUAUGGCUCUGGAUGAUUUCAGCAUUACAUAUGGAUCUUGUGGAGGACCAGGUUCUUCUGGUAACAAUGGCAUGGACCCAACCGCACUGCCUGCAGUAACAAAUGACAACUCAGGAAAUCCCCAUCCAGUUUGUGACAUCGGCUGUAAUUUCGACAAAAGUCUUUGUUCAUGGACCCAGCUAAUCACGGACAGCUUUGAUUGGACAUGGCAGAGUGGCUCCACCCCCACUCUGAUGACUGGACCGUCCUCCGACCACACCAGUGGAAGUGGCCACUAUAUGUAUGUCGAAGGAGACGGAGUGCACAAUGGUGACACGGCCCGCCUCUUGAGUGGACAGUGUGGUGACGCGGGCCCCCAGUGUCUUCAGUUCUGGUACCACAUUUAUGGCACUGCGGACACGAUGGGCCUGAGUGUAUACCUGCUUGAGGGCCGGUGGGCACAGGGAGUCUGGACCAAGAGGAAUAACCAGGGGAACAUGUGGCACAAAGCGGAGAUUGAUCUGACCACCUCUGGACCAUUCCAGAUCAUUUUAGAGGGACGCAGAGGAACAACUACUCUCUCUGAUGUGGCUGUGGAUGAUAUCAAGCUUUAUCGUGGUUCCUGUUCAGGUAUGCCAGCCAAAUUACAAAUUGAGAUAAACCCAGAAACACCUUCACCUCCUACAGUAAACCCAGGAACACCUGCACCUCCUAAUCCCGAGACUCCCGCACCUCCCAAUCCUGAGACCCCUGCUCCACCUCAACCAGAAACACCCGCACCUCCCAAUCCUGAGACCCCUGCUCCACCUCAACCAGAAACACCCGCACCUCCCAAUCCUGAGACCCCUGCUCCACCUCAACCAGAAACACCCGCACCUCCCAAUCCUGAGACCCCUGCUCCACCUCAACCAGAAACACCCGCUCCUCCUAAUCCUGAAACUCCAGCACCUCCUAAUCCAGAGACGCCAGCUCCACCUCAGCCAGAAACACCAGCUCCUCCUCAGCCAGAAACGCCUGCACCACCUCAGCCAGAAACACCAGCUCCACCUCAGCCAGAAACGCCUGCUCCUCCUAAUCCAGAAACGCCAGCUCCUCCUAAUCCAGAAACGCCAGCUCCUCCAAAUCCAGAAACACCUGCACCACCUAACCCAGAGACCCCGGCACCUCCUAAUCCAGAGACGCCUGCACCACCUCAGCCAGAAACACCAGCACCACCUCAGCCAGAAACGACAGCUCCUCCUAAUCCAGAAACACCAGCACCUCCAAAUCCAGAGACUCCAGCACCCCCUAAUCCAGAAACGCCAGCUCCACCUCAGCCAGAAACACCAGCUCCCCCUAAUCCAGAAACACCAGCACCUCCAAAUCCAGAAACACCUGCACCACCUCAGCCGGAAACGCCAGCUCCACCUCAGCCAGAAACACCAGCUCCCCCUAAUCCAGAAACACCAGCACCUCCAAAUCCAGAAACACCUGCACCACCUCAGCCGGAAACGCCAGCUCCACCUCAGCCAGAAACACCAGCACCUCCCAAUCCUGAAACACCUGCACCUCCAAAUCCAGAGACACCAGCUCCUCCAAAUCCUGAGACUCCGGCACCUCCUAAUCCAGAGACACCAGCUCCCCCAACACCCAAACCAACCACAGCUGCUCCUCCCACUCCAAAACCAACACCAUCCUGCCCAAAGAACAGCCACUACACUGACUGUAUGCCUGCCUGCCCAGCCACCUGUAAGCACCUGCAUGGCUCCCCCCACUGCGAUCGUGACGAACCGUGUGUGGAGGGCUGCGUGUGUAACGACGGAUUUGUGCUCAAGGACAGAGCCUGCGUGCCCAUCCAGAAGUGUGGCUGCCAGGACCACAAAGGACAGUACCGUUAUUUCGAUGAGGUGUGGUACACGGACCACUGUGAGCAGAAGUGUGAGUGUGAGGAGGACGAUGACGAGGGACAUGUAGAGUGUGAUGGCGAUGACCAUGGUAAUGAGUGUGACGGAGAUGACAUCUGCUACAUGGACGGAGAUGGAGAUUAUACCUGCAAGUCCACAGACUUCAGCGAGUGCACCGUCGAGAAAGACCCCGAGUACAGAACCUUCGACGACAUGAAGCACGACUUCGAGGGGUACCGCUCCUACGUCCUGGUCCAAUCCACCGAAAGCCUGCCUCACAACCUUCCGGACGUGUACGUGGAGGCCGUCAACCACGUCAGGAGCGACCAGAGCGAGGACAGUGAUGAGGACGAGGACAGCAGAGGAAGGGAUGACGGCGAUGAUGAUGAUGAGGACGACAGCGAAGAACACGGUGGCCGCGGAUACCCACGGGAGCUGAAGAUCAGAGUCUACAACCACACCGUCGAGUUCAAGAGGAACAGGAAACUUUACGUCAAUGGUGUGAGUGCUAGGACUCCCCUAUCCCCCACUGCAGGGCUGAAAGUGUUCCAGCGCUCCUCUCGCAUCUACUUGAAGACUGAUUUUGGAUUCUCUGUGGAGUUCAACGGAGUCGACAAAACCGAGAUCACCCUGCCUCACACAUACAAGAGGAGAGUCGGGGGGCUCUGUGGAAACUUCGACGGCCGCAAGAAGAAUGACAUGAUGAAGCCCAACGGCAGCCAGGCCAAGGGGGUCAAGGAGUUCGGGGAGAGCUGGAGAGUGACCGAGGAGAGGCUGAAUAUCAGAUGGAGACGGUCAGCAAGACGUGGUCUGUCCCGAUUCUGAGAGAACAAAAACGGGAACACGAACAUCUGCACAAACAAGUCAUGAAGUCUAUCCUCAUCACCCCUUUGCACCAUGGCGUGAAACUAGCUUUGGAAGUUCAUAAAGAUUGAGAGACACUGUAAAUAAGAAUGGGCUCAUACGACUUAGACUAUUGGCCUAAUAAAUCCUGAUUUUAUAGACCUAGUUUAUUUUAUUUGUUUGUAAUAUUUCUUAUGGAAACUUCAUUAUAUUUUAUUUACUCUAGUACAGUUUAUUAAAAUGUAUCAUAGACAAGCUAUGUUUAUUACAUAAAUUAUAAUAAAUAUUUUAUACACAUCAUAAUUGUCAUCUAUGUCAAAUACAUUGCUACAGAUGUUUCUCUAAGACAAUGUGUAAUGUGGCCUAUUUAACCUCGUGAAUAGAAUGUGC